GCGCUUCGCCGGGGAGCGGCGCUGGAGGCGGCCGAGGAGGGGCUGGGGGGGGGGCUGCCCGCGCCCCCCCGUCCUCCAUCCAGACCGGGACCGCUCCCGGGGCGCGGGGGCUCCAAAAUCAGCCGGGGCCGGGGCGGUGGGGAGAGGGGGCCCCGGCAGCAGCAGGGCUGGUCUGGGAUGGGUGGGGGGCAGCAGCUGUGUGCUGGGGGGUCUGCCUCGACCCGAGGGGGGGGGGGGCAAGGAGGAACCCGCGCCCCCCGCUCCCUGCCCAGCUGAACAGGUCGGCCACGCUGAACAAGUUCGUGAAGCGCAUCCGCCUGCCCUCGCCGCACGUUGACCUGAAGCCCGGGACCAGCUGCGUGGUGCUGGGCUGGGGGGACAUCUCCAACUACGGGGAGCGCCCCGAGCAGCUGAUGGAGACCGGCACGGCCAUCGUCAGGCGCAGCCUGUGCCGCACGCUGUGGCGGGGCCGCGUCUCGGCCAACAUGCUGUGCGGGGCCAGCCGCAACGCCACGCUGCGGGGCGUCUGCGCGGGUGACUCCGGGGGACCUCUGGUCUUCAAGAGGAAGGUUUACGGCAUCGUCUCCUUCUCCGGGCAGAGAUGCGGGGACCGCCGGUACCCCGACAUUUUCACCAAGAUCUCCAACUACAUCGACUGGGUGCACCUCAUCGUGCUCCAGCACCGCCACCCCGAGGGGCAGCAGAAGCACAACCCAGGUCCGGGGGCAGCGAAGGGUCCCGGGGCAGGCAGACUGCGGGGGACAGCAGGGGGGCCGAGGCAUCGCAGUGGCCUGGAGGCUCCCAGGAGGGCAGGGAAGGGCUGGGACACCCAGGCUCCCCCCCAGCCCCAGGGGCUUUGACGGUCGAUGGGAACUGACAACCAGGGCUCACAGCUCCUGCCUCAGUUUCCCCACGUGCUCCAAGGCAAUGCAGGAGAAUGAUUUUGACUGUUAGUGAGGAGCCAAGCAUCCCUUCCUGCCCCCUCCCCGGCUUGUACAAAGAGUCCCAGCACCCUGAGUCCCCUCUGGCAGCAUUUUCCUUCCGCAAUAAAACCUCCUUCCCAG
Messenger RNA from Anas platyrhynchos (mallard), 1064 nucleotides. RefSeq names its product serine protease 57-like. Gene Ontology annotation, molecular function: serine-type endopeptidase activity. Gene Ontology annotation, biological process: proteolysis. The record is from RefSeq and is a predicted model, not a curated record. Lineage: Eukaryota; Metazoa; Chordata; Aves; Anseriformes; Anatidae.